This is a messenger RNA of Hirundo rustica (Barn swallow), 1781 nucleotides long. It is a transcript of the gene TRAIP, whose product is annotated as TRAF interacting protein. Bases 123 to 1514 code for a protein of 463 amino acids. The transcript has 15 exons. NCBI's taxonomy places the organism in Eukaryota, Metazoa, Chordata, Aves, Passeriformes, Hirundinidae. Gene Ontology annotation, molecular function: zinc ion binding. The record is from RefSeq and is a predicted model, not a curated record.
CCGGAAAGCGGCGCGUUCGCGGUUGCGUUUAAACCGCGCAGGCCCGUGCGGCUGCUCUGGCUCCGGGGCCGCGAUCCUCUGGAGCUCUCCUUUAAUCUCCGCCCGAACUGCCCUGCCCCGCCAUGCCGAUCCGCGCAUACUGCACUAUCUGCUCCGACUUCUUCGACAACGAGCGGGACGUGGCGGCCGUGCCGUGCGGGCACACCUUCCACCAGGCCUGCCUCUUCCAGUGGUUUGACACUGCACCAAGCCGGACAUGCCCGCAGUGCAGAAACCAGGUCAGCAAAAGACACAUCAUCAGUAAGCUGUUUUUUGAUGUUACCCUGGAGGAGCAAGCAGCACCAGAUGCUGAGACCUUGCAGAAUGAACUGGACAACGUGAAGGCCCAGCUCUCCUUGAAAGAGAAAGAAAAGCGGGAAUGCCAGGCUGUUGUGGACGGGCUGAGGGAGACUCUGGAUGUGCGCAAUGCCACGGUAGAGUCACUCCAGAAGAUGCUGGGAGAGACAGAGAUGCUGUGCUCUUCUCUCAAGAAGCAGAUGAAAUUCCUGGAGCAGCAGCAGGAGGAUAACAAAAGUUCAAAGGAGGAGGCCCGCCGGCUGCGAAACAAGCUGAGAACCAUGGAGCGGAUCGAGCUGUUGCUUCAGAGCCAGCGCCCAGAAGUGGAGGAGAUGAUCAGAGAGAUGGGAGUUGGGCAGGCAGCAGUGGAGCAGCUUGCGAUCUACUGUGUCUCCCUCAAAAAGGAAUAUGAGAACUUGAAGGAGGCUCGGAAGAUCUCUGGUGAGAUGGCAGAGAAGCUGAAGAAGGAGCUGUUUUCUGUCAAUAAUAAGCUGCAGAAAACAACUUCAGAGUUGGAGAAGACCAAGGAGGAGUUAAAAAACACUCAGAAAGAUCUGAAGAAUGCAGACAAGGAGAUCUUGAGUUUGAAGAAGAAGAUAGACAUCCUGCAGGAUACUCUGAAAGUCCCAUCUGUAACCAGGGAAACACUCAGCAGGCUAGUCUUUGAAAGUCCUGCUCCCGUGGAACUGCAGCAUCCAAAGCUCCACCGCCCGGCCCACAGCGACGAGAUCAAUCUCGAUGCUACUUACGAUGUGGACACCCCUGAACACCAGCCCUGCACAGCUCCCUUCGGCCCUGCAAAAAGGCAGAAGAUGGAUAAAAAGCUGCCUCCUGUGGUAAAUCUGGCGAAGAAAGUUCUGAAGGAAGCAGUGGAGAAUGGGGCAGAUGAUCUGGAGGAUGAUGCUCUUAAAGGACUCUUGCCAACAUUCAUCAGGAACUCUGUUCUCUCCAAGAAAUCAUCUUCAGGUGGUUUGCUGGGUUCCCACAAGAACAUGGGCUCGGUGAGGACGGGCUACGAUGGCAUGGGAGGCAGGACAAAGUUCAUAGAGCCAACAAACCUGGCAGAAAUCCGUCCGUUAUCAGUUAGGAGCAAGAAGAAGGUCUCCAGACCAGUGUCUGCAGCUCCUGCGUUUUCCUCCGGCAGCAGCCAGGCCAGAAUGGACACUUUCCUGCUGUGAGAGCCCCUGACUUCCUGGGAGAGGCUUGGAAGAGGCUGCAGGGCAGAGCACACCUGAGGACAGAGCCUGGCACGAGGCAGUGUGCAGUCAUCACUGCCUGGGGUACUGUUUGCAAAGCACUGAUGCUGCCCUGCCCGGUGGAGGAUCCUGCCCUUGCAGCAAGCCUCUGGAGGCCAAGCCUCUGCCUCAUGCCUGGUCUGAGUUACCCUCCUCACUUUACCAUUCCUUCCUCCUUUUUUCAUGCAGAAUUAACAGGGUUUUCUUGUC